AUGUCUAGACACUCUGUUGGUUAUCCCUCUCUCAAAUCUCAGAGACCGUCAUCUGAGAAGCAAGAACAUGUCUCCUCUGAGGCCAGUGUAUCUAAUUGCAGUUCUACAACGAACUCCGGAACAGACUCGUCUGCGUCAACCAUUGCACAUGCAUGUAUCCACCACAGCCUUUCGACUGUUCAACUACUCUUUAUUCACAUAGGUGCUGCAUUGACACUCUUCCUAGCGACUACAGAUGCUACUAUUGUGUCAACAAGCUUGCCUACUAUCGCUAGUGAUUUACAGGCCUCAUCAAUCCAAUACACAUGGGUCGGCGUUGCGUACAUGCUCACGCAGACAGCUUUUCAGCCAUUAUACGGAAGAGUUUCCGACCUUGUAGGCCGUAAGAGCGUGCUUUACUCCAGCAUUGCCGUCUUUGCAUUUGGCUCGGCUUUGUGUGGAGCGGCUCAGUCGAUCAACUGGCUCAUAUCUGCACGAGCCAUCGCUGGUAUAGGGGGCGGAGGUAUUGUUAGCUCUGUCUGGGUCAUCACCUCUGAAGUAGUUGAAAUUCGUCAACGUGCGACGUGGUCCCAAGCUUUGAGUGUGACAUGGAGCUGCUCUGCUAUUGCUGGCCCUUUGAUUGGUGGUCUCUUCAGCGGACAAAGUAAAGGGCAUAUCGGCUGGAGAUGGGGAUUUUACAUAAACCUUCCUAUCUGCUUUUUGGCGGUCGUCAUACUUUCCCUUUCCCUUCGUCGGGUGGAAUUCGCAAAGGCAUCAAAUACCUCCUGGCAAGAACUUACAAGACGAUUCGACUUUAUUGGACUACUCUUGUUUAUGGGAGGAACAAGCUGUAUCAUAAUUGGAUUCAGCUUUGCAACCGAGAUAGGUUUCGGGAUCUUGCUUAUUGCCUUUGCACACAACGUGGCGUUCACUGCUGGAACGUUUUAUCUUGUUCUGUUUUAUCAGGCUGCCCAUGGAUCUACCCCUCUACAAUCCGGUCUGAAGCUCCUUCCUUAUUCUCUCGGAUCUUCUCUUGCCUCCAUGCCGGUUGCCUGGUUCAUUAACUAUUGGCAGGGCAGAACCCAAGAUACUAGCGGACAAAACCUCGUCAUCACGAUUGGGCUUGCAAUCUCCACUCUAGGCUUCGGCUUGUUAAAUCUUCUCAACGAGCACGCCAGCAUCGCCUUUGAAAUCGUCUAUCCAUUGGUAGCCGGGGUCGGCAUUGGAAUGCUAUUCCAUGCCCCCUAUCAGGUCUUUCUUCGUGCCCUCAAACCUCAGGAACUUGCUACAGGCACAAGUGCUUUUUUCCUCACUCGAUUUACGGGUGCAACGAUUGGACUGGCUGUCGCAGGAACGAUAUUCUAUGCUCGGGUAUCCAGUGCUCUGCCACCUGACCUGAAAUUUCGGGAUUCGUCAUCUUCAAUCAAUUAUGCCGCGAUAAAAUCUUUGCCAUCCACUCAAAAAGAAGAUGUUCUUCAUGUCAUAUCAUCAGCUAUUAGAUUAAUCUGGACCGUUUGCACACCCUGUUUGGGUAUUGCUUUUCUGAUCUCAUUUAAGCUGCGCAAAAUCCCUAGUGCUGAGGUGACAGAAAUUGCCACUGCCCACACAAUUUCAGGGACGCAAGUGUCGGUGGAGAACUCAAAUGAAAAGGUGUAA
Molecule: messenger RNA, 1635 nt
Organism: Psilocybe cubensis
Lineage: Eukaryota; Fungi; Basidiomycota; Agaricomycetes; Agaricales; Agrocybaceae
Product: putative MFS-type transporter
Exons: 15
Coding region: 1-1635 (544 amino acids)
Biological process (GO): transmembrane transport
Cellular component (GO): membrane
Molecular function (GO): transmembrane transporter activity
Source: RefSeq, a predicted model, not a curated record